This is a messenger RNA of Penicillium longicatenatum, 846 nucleotides long. RefSeq names its product cytochrome P450. The transcript has 4 exons. Gene Ontology annotation, molecular function: heme binding; oxidoreductase activity, acting on paired donors, with incorporation or reduction of molecular oxygen; iron ion binding. The coding region runs from base 1 to 846 and encodes 281 amino acids. NCBI's taxonomy places the organism in Eukaryota, Fungi, Ascomycota, Eurotiomycetes, Eurotiales, Aspergillaceae. The record is from RefSeq and is a predicted model, not a curated record.
AUGCUUCAGUUCAACGGCCCAUUUCGCAUUAUCACCACUCUUGGCUCUCGAGUCAUUCUCCCAGCAUCUUAUACGGAAUGGCUGAAAAACUGUCCUGGCUUGGAUCACCAGGAGCUCGUUCACGAUGAAUACUUCGCGGCGUACCCUGGAAUGGAAGGACAGAAGGUUGUCACUGAUCCGAGAAAGAUUCUCAUCGAUGUCACCAAGAGGAAAUUGAACCAAAAUAGCUCAUUUGCAAUAAGCGCAAUGCACACAACCUCUGAGCUGCUCAAGCAGGCGUUGUUGGACAUUUGCAUGCAUCCAAAAUUGAUUCCAGAUAUCAGAUACGAAGCAAGCAAGGCAGUUGAAGAGAGUGGAUGGUCAACCGCUGGAGUUUUCAAGAUGCGACUCCUCGACAGUGUAGUGAAGGAAACUCAAAGGCUGAAGCCUGGAUCAUUAGUGAAUCUCGAGCGAAAGGCUUUGCGGGGCGUUGUCCUUCCAAAUGGCAUGACGAUCCCCCGUGGAACUAACAUUGCCGUUGAUUCGUCUAUGAUGUGGGAUCCCGCUAUUUAUCCCGAUCCUUUCGUUUAUGACGGCUACCGUUUCCUUCGGUUACGCGAAUCUGGAAAUACUGGGGCAGCACUAGCGUCUUCAAGCCCGGAGCAUAUCGCCUUCGGUAUUGGGAAGCCAAUCUGCCCUAGUAGGUUCUUUGCCAGUAAUGAAGUCAAGAUUGCACUGGCCAAGAUACUGUUGACUUACGAUGUUAGACUCCCGGAAGGGUUUAAGCCAAAGGUUUUUGAAAUGGGGUAUGAAAUGUUGAGUGACCUUGGUGCGAAGUUGGAGAUUAGGAAGCGCUCAGGGCUGUGA